AAUGAAAUAUUUGUCGCUUGUUUUCUGUUAAUAGUUGUGUUUUUCGUAUGACUGUGAUAUUUUACAAAAAAAUUGUAAUUACAAUGUUGUUGUUUGCAAUGCUGUUUUGUAUAUUUGGCCCAAUAUUGGCUGGAGAAGAUAAUAUUUUAUGCACAGAGGAGACUUGUAAGGAUAUUAAAUGUGAUGAGCUUCCCCCAAAAUGCCAGAUUCAAAAUGCCACUCACAAUGGACUAAUCUUACCAUCAAUGGUGACAUGUAAUUGUUGCGAAUAUUGUUUAGAAAAUUUAAAUGAAGGCGAAGAGUGUAGUAUGGGUGACAUUAGCAAUCCUGAUGUGACAGAAAUAUGUGGAGCUGGGUUAUAUUGUAAAAAUACUACUCCAGGCGAAAGUGAUGGAAUAUGUAGUCGAAUGGAGACAAGUUGUACUAAAAAGCAAGAUGAUUACGAUGGAAAAAGAGAAAAUGGUACUCUAGGAUAUAUGGAAGUGCGACAGGAUUGUGAUAGUGAAGGAGAGUUUGUACCGUAUAAGUGUAUACCAGGUGAAACGUGUUACUGUGUAGAUUCAACAGGCAACAGAAUUUUUGGAGAGGCAGUUUUUACUUCAAUACCGGAAAGUGAACUUAAGUGCAAAUGUUCUCGUGACUACGAAGAGGCGGUGGUGAUAAUAGGAAGAGAACUUAACCCUGGUGAGAUCUUCAAGUGCUCGCCCAAUGGAGAUUACUAUCCUGUUCAAUGCAUGGAUGAGAAGUGUUUCUGUGUGGACACUUACGAUGGCGUUCCCACCUACCCUGAUGCUAAAGAGGUCAAUAUUACCGACAUUUCCAAAGACACUUUAAAGUGUUAUAAAAACAAAGAACCAGGUAUAUUUUAUGAAAAAUGCGAAAGUGAGUAUCUGGAAAGUUAUAAAGCCUAUAAGGCUCUAAAGGACGAAGGUUUUAGUAUAAUGCUCGGAUUUACAUUUCCUAACUGCGACAUAGAUGGAACUUAUAAAUCUGUUCAAGAGAAUUCAACACAUAAAUAUUGUGUGGACAAGGAAGGAUCCAUUUUAAAUGCUGUUCUUCAAACUGACAGUUUGGCGAAAACUAUGGAUUGCAAAUGUGCAAGAGCCAGACUUACUAUGUCUAGUAAUGAAAAGCCGAGCUGUGAUGCUAAUGGAAAUUAUUCCCAAAAACAAUGUAGAAGAGGAAAAUGUAGAUGUGUAGACUCAGAUGGAAACCAGGUGUGUAAGAAAGCACCGUGCGAAGUUGACCAAAAUAAAGAUAAACUAACUUGUCCAAAAUAAUAAGAGUAAACUCUAUUCGGUAGACUUACACCGGUCAUGGAUUAAGAAAGAAAUGAACGAAUUUACUGGUCCGCUGUAGUUUAACUAUUUACACAUGGGCGCAGUAAUUUUUUAUUUGAGGAGGUUCUUAUAUAAAUCAAAUAAUUUUAAAUUUUAGGUGUUUGUAUAGCCUCAGAAGCCUAAACGACAUAAUUUCGUGAUUCUUUAUAACAGUUCAUUAUCCGUAGCCAAAAAUCAAUAUACCUAAUAUUAAUUGUUGCAUGAAUAUCAAUAUAAUAAAAAUAAAACAAAUUAUAACUUAUAAAAGGUAGAAGGCUAAACGUUGCUGUAUUGUUGAUGUUUUAAUUUAAUCUCUAAAAUGGUUUUCUAUAAAGUCACAAUCAAUUUAAGUGAUAUAUUGACGUUGGAUGUUUUUAAAUUAAAGUCAAUUGACGCGUGUAAAAAGCGUUUAUAUGACAUUGUAAACUAAUUUGAGCUUGUUUUAUUCUUUUAUCAGAUCGCAUGUUUUCUAUGUUAGUCAUGUAUAUUUUAUAGUUUAUAUGUAUAAUGGGGUAUUUUUCCCGAAAAUAAAAAUUAUUAAAAACAAUAUUAUAAUAUUACGUAUGUACCUACAAUAUCUACAAAUAGUUUCGAUUUCAAACAAAUCACGCCUUGAAAAGGAUCCGGAAAUCCUACAGCAGCGCAUUAUGUAAACAUCAAAUAUUUAAGUAAAAUGCUAAAUAUUAUUAAGUCAAUAUACGUACCAAUUUUUUUUACUAAAAUGAUUUAGUCGUUAUUGUUCACACUAUCAUCGCCAUCGCUGUCAUCAUCAUCGCUGUCGUCACCGUUAAUUGUUAUUAUGAUUGGGCUUAUUUCGUUAAUUUUAUUUUCACGAAUCCACCAAUCCUCAAUUAAUUUUUCGCACUUGUAUAUACAGUUCCGCCAUACUUCUGGAGUUGCAAUUGAAAGUGCUUCUCGCCAAGUUUCCCAAACCGCUUCGUCUGUAUACCCAUUAGGCCCAAUAUGGUUGUCGUAAUAUUAUUUUGCUAUUCCCCAUAUAUAUUCGAUGGGAUUAAACUGGCAGUGGUAUGGUGGAAGACGUAAAACUUGAUGCCCGUAACUUUCAGUAACCUGAUCCACCACAAAGAUUUUUGGUUUUGCAUGUUCUUUUGCCAAACGUAACAACUCAGACUUUAAUAUAUGCUGUGGAAUAGAUAUGCGUUCAUUUGUUAGCCAUUCUUUAAUCUUAUCUACAUUCCACGAAUUUGUUGGACUUUUGUUUAGUAUUUCUGAAUGAUAAGGCGCAUUGUCUAAAAUAAUUACGCUGGGCUCACUUAAUCCGGGAAGAAGUUUUUCACGCAACCAUUUCACAAACAUUUCCGUGUUCAUAUUGUCACGAUAGUCACUGUUUUUUGAUGUAGACGAAAAUAUUAAAUCAGCACCUUCUAUAAAGCCUGUCUUCCCUCCCGCGUGCAGAAUUAUAUGUCGCUUCCCUUCUCCACUAGCAUGCUUGAUCGAUUUUAUGUUGUCAUCUUGCCAUAUUCUCUUGGUAGCACCCUUAGAAAAUAUCCAUGUUUCGUCUAAAUAUACAAAAGUUGACCCUUCUUCUUUAAAUAUGUUAUAUUUAUUUUCUCAGAAACUCAAUUCUCUUGUGUACAACAGAACUUCUUUCACAAAGCGCUUUUCUGUUAUCCUCUUUUUUAAAUUUGAAUCCUAUGUUAUGUAGGACUUGCCAUAAACUUGUUCUGCCGAUGUCACCAAAUUUCCUCUCUUUUAACUUAAGUAAAAUUGUACCUAAAGUCACAUGUUCCUUAUUUGCACGAAUUUGAUAUAUGAUAUUACGAAUUUGAAAUUUUCGUCCUUCUAACAUAUUGUUCGUUUUUAAUAACAGGCGAGUAUGGUGGUGAUCGUUUUCCGGCACUUCACUAUUCUCGUUUUUAAUUGUAGAUCUUAAUUUUGAUUCGCUAAUUUCUAAAGCAUUGCACACGCGUUGUUGUACAGACGUUACCGAUUUUAAAGGACCACCAUUGUUUUUUUCCGCAAUAAAGUACUUAUGUAGGUUACAAAUUAGAGUAUCUACAUCUAAAACACGUCUUGGCAUUUUCGGUUAAACAGCACGAACAGAUUCUCACAAAAUUAACAAUAUAAGGCGUUACCAAUUCGACAGAAUAAAUUCAACUGGAAGAUAACAAAUGUCCUUAUAGUUUCUUAUAGCAUUCCUGAUUUGUUUGUCGACCCAUUUAGUUAAAUUACCUAUUAAAAUUGCAUUAGUUUGUCAUACUUUCUCUAAUUUGGUUUUGCACCUAUUUGGGUAAUUAAGUACUUUCACUUGAAUAAUUAAAAUGCCAAGACAGUACCGUAAUUAAAAUACCUAGGUCAAAAAAUGAGCUUUAUUUUGAUACUAUACAGUAUGGUGCAAAUGAAAGGAAUAAAUUCGUUAUUUCGUAAACCGGCGACUUUAAGGAAAAAUCCUGAAACAGGUCGAUUUUUAUUUUUAAAUUAUGAUAUUUUGCCAUAAAUGUCAUACUAGUAACGUCAUCCAUAUGGGCGUGAUGAAGUAAUCGAUGAUUUUUUUUAAAUGAGAAUAGGGGUCGUGUGCUAGCUCAUUUGGAAGAUCAUUCAAUUCUCUAUUUAUUAAUAUAAACAUUUACAUAAUUGUUUAUACAGGGCGCCCAAAAAAUUUUUUUAAUUUAAAUUAUUUGACAAAAAAAGAAGAAUCUAUAUAAUUUAUUUAAUUUAAAAUACAUUUUAUUGCUGUUAGAAAUCAGUAAAAAAAUGUUUAUAUCACAAAUAAACAUUGUUUUUCGCUUAAAUUAAAUGUUCAAACUUCCUAAGAAACAGGUGGCUGGCGGGAGCUGGCUUGAACAUUGAAUUUAAUCGAAAAGCAAUGUUUAUUUUUGAAAUAAACAUUUUUUCUGUUUCUGGGCAACAGUAAAAUGUAUUUUGAAUUAAAUAAACUACAUACAUUCUUCUUUUUUGUCAAAUAAUUUCAUUAAAAAUUUUUUUGCACGCCCUGUACAAAUAAUUGUGUAAAUGUUUAUAUGCCUAAAUAGUGAAUUUAAUGACCUUUCAAAUGAGCUAGCACUCGACCCCUAUUCUCAUUUAAAAAAAUCAUCGAUUACGUCAUCACCCCCAGAUGGAUGACGACACUAGUAUGAUAUAUAUGCCAAAAUAUCAUAUGUUGAAUGGGUUUAUUGACAGAUUUUAAAACACAAUGUAGGUAUACCCCCAAAAUAUAUUUUAUUACUAUUCCUUUCUUUUAUCUGUUUCAAUAGUUUAUUAAUGUUUCUUCACUGCUUAUAUCAAUAAUACAUAGUCUCAAUUUACAAUCAAUUACUUUCAACUGAAUUUUAAUCCCUUCCUUUCUUUUCUUUUCUACUCUAAUUCUCACCCUUUAAUUUAUAUCUCAAUUUCAUGUACCUACAUUGUUGUCUAUCAAUUCACAUUUAUUACUGUUAUUACUAUAUGACUGCUAAUAUACCCUUUUAGCUAUAAUUUUUAAGCUUUCCGAUUUUUCAUUCUUUUUACGACCACUACUCCUCUCAUUAAAACAUCAAGGAGUAUUGACUUUAACAAUUUAGGUUACAGCUGCACGUCCACAUCUAACAUACAUAUUAGAUAUCGACCCGUUUUGAUCCAAACGUUGUUAGUCUUACACUAACACAUACACUAAUAAAUAGAAGUCUUUAAUAAAUAUAAAUAAAAACAAAAAUCUUUUAAUAAAUAGAAAUAAAAAUCUUUAAAGCCGGUACAGAUUUGUUGGUUGUCUUUCACCAACUAUCUCUUCACCCUCAAAAAUUCCCAAAUUCCAUAAACUUUUUUACCUUUGCAACAUUCUCCGUCUAUUCCACCAUAUCCCGUUAGCAUAACUUAAGCAGAUAUAUCAUGUUAAUGAAUACUGAGGUAGUACCUCCUUGUAACCGAAUCAUUUAGUUACUUGUAACCGUUGACCUGAAGAUGCUCUGCAUACUUUAGAGAGCGAAACCGGUCGUCGGAAGUUACAAUAAAUGAUUGAGAGUACGUCUGUCUUUUACUUCAUUCAAAAUAUCAUAAUUUAAAAAAAAAAUCGACCUGUUUCGGGAUUUUCCCUAAUGUCAUCGGUUUACGAAAUAAAGAAUUUAUUCCUUUCAUUUGCACCAUACUGUAUAUACGAGUAGUUGCAAAAUUUACUGAAUGCAUUAACAUUAUUUAGUGGUGGCCGCAUAUCGAAAUAACUACUCUGUGAUAGACCACAUAACGAAUUAGUUACUCUGCGGUAGACCGCAUAUUGGAUGGUAGACCGCAUAUCGAAUCGGCACUAAUCUAUAUAUUUUUUCGUAUUUAAAAUAUUACUUGCGGGUAAAUCCUAAUUGUUCUUUUAGUCAAGGAAGUCUCUUCGCAUCUGCUCGGGAAAAUGUUCUAGUCAGGUGUUUUGCAUAAUCUUACUCCUAAGUUAGUAUUAAGUUUUUGCUAAGAAAGGUAUUUCUAACAAGGGUGCAUUGUAUUUUAUUGUUUAUCUUAUUAUUUUUCCUUAAAUUAUCCUGUUUAUUAAAUUUUAAUCAAAAAAUUACUAAAAAUUCAAUAAUUAAAUAGAUAUUGGCCCUCUACGCACCCGAGAUCUACGCUUAUGUUACUGGUAUACCUAAAAUAUUACAAUCGACCUGCCGAUUCGUUUGUUUCUUUAUUAAUUCGUGACCGGUGUAUCCCUACCGAAUAGAGUAUAUCUAUAAUGUAUUAAUAUAAUUAAAUUAUCAUUAUAAUUAUUAUAACUCACUUUUAGAUUAA
This is a messenger RNA of Diabrotica virgifera virgifera (western corn rootworm), 6023 nucleotides long. RefSeq lists its product as uncharacterized. Gene Ontology annotation, biological process: cell-matrix adhesion. The record is from RefSeq and is a predicted model, not a curated record. Gene Ontology annotation, cellular component: basement membrane. The transcript has 9 exons. Lineage: Eukaryota; Metazoa; Arthropoda; Insecta; Coleoptera; Chrysomelidae. Bases 48 to 1280 code for a protein of 410 amino acids.